UCAAAAGCAUUCUAUUUUAUUAGCGCUGAUGUUCAGUGUAGACGUGAAGUUGUGUAGUUUGACACAAAAAUUAUAUAUAUUUAGUGCUUAGUGAUUAUCCAGUUAUUAUUUUUGGAAAAUUCAUUUGAAAACAUGGCACCUAUAGGUAAGUCGUUCUUUAAUAUAAAUAACAUACCUCUGACGGUUUUCGGCAUGUUCCAAUUAUUUUUUCAGUCUGGACCUGUCUGGUUAAAUAUUUUACCAUCCCAAGACCCAAACCUCUGUUAGCACCUGUGAUUACAACUGUUCUCAUUGUGAAUGCACACUCUUCUAAUGUCUUGACGUUUAUUAUUAAUCUUUUGAUACGUACCCCUACCCGUUUCGCUGCCUUGCCUGCGUGUCGUGAUAAUUUUGCCCUUGUCUCUGUCAUUUUCAUUUUGUCAAAAUGACAAUACUGAGUAAUGUCCUAAAGAUAAAAAAUUUCGUAAAAACCCUAUUAAUAAAAGAUAAUAUUUCAUUAGUUGUGCGGCGAACUCUCGGGAGCAGCUGGAUGUGUUGUAGCCGUAAAACCAACUUGGUUGCUCCCAAUGACUGUGUCAUUGAAGAUGGAAACUUUGAUUAUGACCUGGCCGUUAUUGGUGGUGGGUCUGGAGGACUCGCAUGUGCAAAAGAAGCAGUAAACCAAGGAGCCAAAGUGGCAGUGUUAGAUUAUGUGACUCCAUCACCACAAGGCACUAAAUGGGGUCUUGGUGGCACCUGUGUCAAUGUUGGAUGCAUACCUAAGAAAUUGAUGCAUCAGGCUGCUAUACUAGGAGAAAGUAUUCAUGAAGCGGUGUCAUACGGCUGGCAAGUGCCUCAGUUGGAGAAUAUAAAAAUCGACUGGGCAGCUCUCACGCAAUCGGUACAAAACCACAUCAAGUCAGUUAAUUGGGUGACAAGGGUGGAUUUGAGAGAUAAAAAAAUCGAAUACAUUAACGGCUUAGGAGAGUUUAAGGACCCGCAUACAUUAAUCGCUACUUUAAAGAAUGGCUCAAAGAAAGAGUUGACCGCGAGGAACAUAGUGAUAGCGGUGGGCGGGCGGCCCCACUACCCCGACAUACCGGGCGCGGUGGAGUACUGCAUCAGCAGCGAUGACGUGUUCAGUCUUAGCCACCCGCCGGGGAAGACGCUCGUAGUCGGCGCUGGAUACAUUGGGUUAGAAUGCGCUGGAUUUUUGAAUUCGCUUGGGUAUCCGGCGACGGUGCUGGUCCGUUCUGUGCCUCUGCGCGGGUUCGACCAACAGAUGGCGCGCACUGUCACCAACGAGAUGGAGGAGCGAGGUGUCAAGUUCCAUCACCGGUGUGUCCCUCUGGGAGUCGAGAAACUAACAUCGGGACAGCUCAAGGCGUCCUGGUUAAAUACAGAGACCAAGGAACAGUUCGAGGAUGUAUUCGACACAGUUCUGAUGGCGACAGGCCGGUAUGCUCUCACCAAAUCUCUGAAUUUGGAAGCCGCAGGAGUUAACACGCUGUCCGAGAACGGCAAGAUAGUGGCGGAGACGGAGCAGACGAACGUGCCGCACAUAUACGCGGUGGGCGACGUGCUCGAGGGGCGGCCCGAGCUGACGCCGGUCGCGAUCCACGCGGGCCGCCUGCUCGCGCGCCGCAUGUUCGCCGCCGCCGCGCAGCAGAUGGACUACGAGAACGUCGCCACCACAGUGUUCACGCCCCUCGAGUACGGAUGCGUCGGCAUGAGCGAGGAGAGGGCCAUCGAGAGGUACGGCGCAGAUAACGUGGAGGUGUAUCACGCGUACUACAAGCCGACCGAGUUCUUCAUCCCGCAGCGGAACAUCAAAAACUGCUACCUGAAGGCGGUGGCGGCGCGCGAGCCUCCGCAAAAGGUGCUCGGACUUCACUUCGUGGGCCCGGUCGCCGGCGAGGUCAUACAGGGCUUCGCCGCCGCAGUCAAAUGCGGCAUCACUAUGGAACAGUUGAUGAACACUAUAGGCAUUCACCCGACAGUCGCGGAGGAGUUCACUCGCCUCAACAUCACUAAGCGAUCCGGACGCGACCCCAACCCCGCCUCCUGCUGCAGCUAAAUAUUACCACACCCUCCAGAGCAUUAGCAUAGCUCCCCAAACCACGAUCACGACACCCAGAUCAUAACCCCAGCCAUCUUUGCUUGGGACCAUAACCGCAGCCGGAGGACUAUUACUACAAACUCAGAUGAAUACCGAAGCUCCAAAGGCUAAAUAAUAAAAAUAUCAACAUGUAAACGAGAAA
Messenger RNA from Diatraea saccharalis (sugarcane borer), 2240 nucleotides. NCBI's taxonomy places the organism in Eukaryota, Metazoa, Arthropoda, Insecta, Lepidoptera, Crambidae. The record is from the annotation of a GenBank genome assembly.